CCAAAAGAAGGUAAGUUCAUGCAAAGUUAUAAAGAGCGAAUUUUAAAAUUACGUCAAGCAGAAGACCCAGAAGAAUAUAUAUUAAAGUUAGCUAUGACAAUAUUUCCUAAUGAAGAAAAAUAUCAUAAAAUCAAAGAUGAUUAUAAAGAAUUUUAUGGACAAGACCCAAAGAUAUUUACUUCUAUUAUGAAACUAUAUAAAUUAUAUUACAAUUUAGCUAAAGAUCAUUUCGUUAAAAAAGCACAAAUUGAUAAAGAAGCAGAAGAUUUUCUUAAUUUAUAA
Messenger RNA from Cetraspora pellucida, 282 nucleotides. The record is from the annotation of a GenBank genome assembly. NCBI's taxonomy places the organism in Eukaryota, Fungi, Glomeromycota, Glomeromycetes, Diversisporales, Gigasporaceae.